Molecule: messenger RNA, 4037 nt
Organism: Aedes aegypti (yellow fever mosquito)
Lineage: Eukaryota; Metazoa; Arthropoda; Insecta; Diptera; Culicidae
Gene: GABA-B-R3
Product: gamma-aminobutyric acid type B receptor subunit 2
Exons: 8
Coding region: 614-3919 (1101 amino acids)
Biological process (GO): G protein-coupled receptor signaling pathway; gamma-aminobutyric acid signaling pathway
Cellular component (GO): membrane; G protein-coupled receptor heterodimeric complex
Molecular function (GO): G protein-coupled GABA receptor activity
Source: RefSeq, a predicted model, not a curated record
UGUGGAGAAAAAACAGUAAUUAAUAUUUGUUACCAUACUGAUUGAAAAGAAAAUUAAGCAUUGAGGGCAUCAAAAGGAACAUUCGAUUAGGAAAAACUAUCGAUCUCUGUUUAUCCUGCUCAUAUAUUGAAUACGUAUUUUAAUGGCAACAGUUUCCCAUGCUUACCAAUAUCAACAUGCAACCUUUGCAAUGUGAGCAAAUAAUAAUGUUUUUUUUUUAAUAGUUUCAUAUUGGAAUUGUGGCUCACUUUAGAAGGUUCUUAGCCUUCCAAUUUAAAUUUUGCUUAUUUUCACUCCCGUUGACAUGAAGAGUGAUGUCACCUACUUUGGGAAAUACUGGUCCAAGCUCAAGUAGGCUGUGCCGACCGGAUCUUAUGGGAGGGUGGUUUCCUUCUUCCGUUUUGUUCUAGCCAUUCAUCGGUCCUUCUUCGAAGGGAAAAGGGUUGCUUGGAUUCGAGACGGGUUAACAACAGUGAAGGCUCGUUAUCAUCUCGUGGCAUCUUCCGGAGCAAAAGUGAUACGUGUGAAGCAAACAUACAAAUGUGUGAUCAACAAGACAAAUAGUGAGUCAACGGAAGUAGAGGGGCGCUGAAGAACCCUUUUAAAGUUAACAAUGCUGCGGUUGGCGUUUAUCCUCUUGUGGUUUCUGGAGCUUUUGGGUGCUGGAAUGACAUCCAUGUCGGUUUCCUCGUUAGAGAACUUUGAAAAUUUCACUCAUGGUUCGGAGUUUGCGGCGAGGAGCAGGAUUCUGCGAAGUAUAGAUAAGUCCGUCCUGCUGGUGAAUGAAACGAAAGUGUUGAAUAGGAAUUCCAUUAACACGGUUUUCGAGCGUACUCGACCGGCAACGGGGAAGAAACGCCUCCGAGAGGUCUCCAUUCUAGGGCUGUUUGAACUAAGCACCCGGCACGGGAUCAGAAAAGAAGGAUACAGUGAAUUGGCCGCUGCUCAAUUGGCAGUCCGGCACAUCAAUCGGAGGGGACUGCUGCUCGGAUACACACUGAAGCUGCUGACGAAUGAUACAAAGUGUGAUCCGGGAGUCGGAAUCGAUCGAUUUUUCCACGCCCUGUACACCCAUCAAGACAAGCGCAUCAUGAUGGUGCUCGGGUCAGCGUGCUCCGAAGUCACCGAAAGUUUGGCCAAAGUCGUUCCGUACUGGAACAUUGUGCAGGUAUCUUUCGGUUCGACAUCACCAGCACUAAGCGAUCGCCGAGAGUUUCCAUUGUUCUACCGAACGGUAGCACCAGAUUCAUCGCACAACCCGGCCCGGAUCGCAUUCAUCAAGCACUUCGCGUGGGAUACGGUGGCCACCUUUUCGGAGAACGAGGAAGGCCAUUCGUUGGCUGUGAACGAUCUGGUCACUGAUCUCGAACUGGCGAACAUCACUUGUGCGGCUACGGUUUCGUUCGCGGAAACCGACUUCAAGGAGCAGCUCAAACUGCUAAGGGAUAAGGACAUCCGGGUGAUCAUCGGAAGUUUCUCGCACGAAAUCGCACCGAUGGUUUUCUGUGAGGCCUAUCAUCUGGGGAUGUUUGGAUCGGAAUACGCGUGGAUUCUGCAGGAUACACACAUCUCGUUUUGGUGGCUUGAACAGAACAGCGCUUGUCCGCUGCCGAUACUGCUGAAGGCCGUCGAAAAUGUUCUGCUCGUGUCCAGCUACAACAGCAUCGUUGGAAUGGGAACAGCUUUGAGUGGUUUGACGAACGACAUCUUCCUACGGAAAUUGGCGGAGAUGAACGUAACCGAACCGGUAUCGCAAUUCGCUCCACAGACCUACGAUGCGGUAUGGGCGAUCGCACUUGCCCUGCGUGGAGCAGAACGAACUUGGACUCAGGUGGCCCAUAAGAACCGUACUCGACUUGCACACUACGACUACACGCGGUUCGACAUGGCCAAGGAACUUCUUAGCCAGUUUGACAACCUCAAGUUCAACGGAAUCUCCGGACCGGUUUCGUUCGAUGGAGCCGAUCGUGUUGGAACCACUUCAUUCCAUCAGAUCCAAAGCGGACGUCUUCAGCUGAUAGCGUUCUUCUAUCCUAAGAACAAUUCGUUGGAUUUCGGUUGUCCGAAGUGUGGAUCGGUCCAGUGGGAAUCCGGUCAGGUGCCGAUCGCGAAACGCAGUCUGCGACUACGAGUCGACACCAUUUCUCCGUUUGCUUUCUACAUGGUAGUUGUGCUGUCCGUUGUUGGAAUUGGGAUAUCUCUAUUAUUUCUCGGACUGAAUCUACACUUUAGAAAACUCAAAGCUAUCAAGCUGUCCAGCCCUAAGCUGAGCACCAUAACAGUCACCGGUUGCAUAUUGGUGUACAUGGCCACCAUCCUACUGGGUCUCGAUCACUCUACGCUACCGUGGUCAUCGGUGACUUUUUCGUCGAUUUGCAUGGCCAGAAUCUACUUCCUUUCGGCGGGAUUCUCUCUCGCUUUCGGUUCCAUGUUUGCGAAGACAUUCCGCGUUUACAGACUGUUCACGCACAGCGCUGGAGGACUCUGCAAAGAUAAGAUCCUAAGGGAUACCCAGCUGAUCUCGGUGAUCGGUGCACUGCUGCUGUUGGAUGCCUGUGUGGUGUCAUUCUGGAUGGCUGCGGAUCCAAUGGAGCGACAUCUACAUAACCUAACGUUGGAAAUAAGCUCCACCGACAGGACCGUAGUUUUUCUGCCACAGGUCGAGUUGUGUCGAUCGAGGCACUACGAGAGUUGGCUGGGAACAUUAUACGCUUACAAAGGUGUCCUCUUGAUCGUGGGCGUUUACAUGGCUUGGCAGACACGCAAUGUGAAGAUCCCUGCCUUGAACGAUUCGCAGUACAUAGGAAUUUCGGUGUACAGCGUUGUGAUCACCAGCGCUAGCGUCGUUGUUCUAGCCAAUUUGCUGUACGAACGAGUAACUUUGGCAUUUGUGAUCACGGCAGGGUUCAUCUUGAUCUCGACAACGGCAACGCUCUGUUUACUAUUUCUUCCGAAGUUGAAAGAUAUCUUCGAUAAGGGCGAAGUCUAUGACCCAGUUAUCCACAGCAUGGGACUCAAAGUGGAGUGCAACACACGGAGAUUUGUGGUAGACGACCGAAGAGAGCUGCAGUUCCGAGUAGAGGUUCAAAAUCGAGUGUACAGGAAAGAAAUCGAGAUGUUAGACGCGGAAAUUCUCCGUUUAGAAAAGCUCCUCAGUGAAAAGUCCUCCAGGUCGUCGUCGAGAUCAUCUGACCCGAACGUAAAACCUCUGGAUCUACCAGACCCUAGUGCCACUGGUGGCUUACCGUUGCUGCUACUUUCCGUUCUGCCGCCGAUCAUUCCACGAGCGAGUUGGCCUUCCGUCGAUCCUAUGCUAUCACCGAUGAAGCGUAACGUGACCUUCAGUUCACAACCGCGUAUCGAACUAAGUCGCGAUCGAAUGGGUUUAUCCGGAUUUCGAUCGUCCAGUGUGGAGGAAAGUGGAGGUGGAGUACUGAACCGAAUCUGGAAUCUAUUCGGAGCGCGAAUGCACAAAACAACGUCCGUAUCAACGUUGGGAGGUUUAAAUUUAUCAAACGUCAUGCCUUCAAAACUCACGAUUUUCGCGGAAGUCGACGCAGAAGACGAAGUAUCAUCGUUGAGCGAUCGUGGGAGAUCUGAGGUUUUUACAAUCAACAAAUCCUCCAUCGAGGAUCUACGUUUAACAGGAUCCGAACCAAAAGUGAACUUUAUGUUACCACCUGUGGCAGCAAAUAGGCGAUCUUCUCUAGCUCCGACUCUUCGAGAGAGGAUCAAGGGCUCGCCCCGAUUCCCCCACAGGGUUUGUCCAACCAGCAGUAUGACGGAACUGGCGGGUGAACGACAGAAGAUCAGCUUUCUGACGGUGAAAAGCUGCGAGGUACUGCAGAGAAACAAUCAUGAUCCUAAAACGAAAUGGAAAUCGAUGGACUCGUUUUCAGAAAAUACAGGGCAAUGCUGAGAUUGAGCGGUAGCCAAUCACGACCAAUCAUACGUAAAUGUUUCGAUUAGAUGAUAGAUGAUUGUAACUGAGUGCUGUGUUCGUUAGAAAGCAAUUGAAUAAAAUUGAAGCAAUAUUA